Messenger RNA from Cinara cedri, 911 nucleotides. The record is from the annotation of a GenBank genome assembly. NCBI's taxonomy places the organism in Eukaryota, Metazoa, Arthropoda, Insecta, Hemiptera, Aphididae.
AUUUAUAAGAGGAUGAAAUGAUAAAAGAUAUUUUAAUUAUAAAUAAGACUUUAGUGAGUCUUGAGUUAGCUAAUAAAGAAGAUUUGGAAAAUUUUAUUAAGAUUUUUACCGUAUUCGAGAAGCAUAAAGCAGCUAGCACGCUUUUUACAGAUGAGGUCAAAAUAGAAUAUGUGCAACACAACGCAAUGGAAGUUGUUAAGCUACUUAAGGAUACAAAUUUUACAUAUAGUGAUAUUGAAAACAUAUUAAAUCACUUGAGCAAGCAUGGAAUUAAAGUAACCAAUAAUAUCAUAGCACACACGCUUAUAGCUGCAUAUGAUACUGCUCUUGAUUCUAGAGAUAUAGCUUUUUCACUUUUUGAAAACUCUCCACAAUUUAAUAUUAAAGUGAGUAAAAACACAUUUAUAAUCACACCUAUGAGUGAAUCACACCUAGAGUUGAAUUCAAAAAAUAGCACGGAAUUCAUAAAGUUAUUAAAGGAUGAAAAAAGUAUGUAUGAUUGUGUAGUAAAGGAAAACAAUAUUGAGGUUAUAGUACACUCUGAAAUACACCAAACUAUCAAUUCGAUUGUAGAAUCAUUAAUAAAGUCUAAUCUGUUAGCGAAAGUAGAAGAAGAGAAACUCAAGGCAAGAUUGAGACAGCUUGCCUUUAAAGAUCAAGCUUUUGUUGAAUACUCUAGUAUCAAGACUAUCAAUAAGUAUCCACACGGGCAUCCCCUCAGGAAACACGAAAACGUUAUUAAGGGUAUAGAAAAUAUUUUAUAUGAUUUUAUAGAAAAUGAAGACAGUAAAUUUGCUGUAGAACGAUUAAAUAGACUGCAGAUUGCUCCGGACACUCCAAGAAUUAUCACAAAAACUAUAGAUAAACUUGUGAAGUUUCACUAGAUAAAAAGGAGGACUAUAUAAAAAUAU